Syzygium oleosum is the source of this 1605-nucleotide messenger RNA. Its product is annotated as vacuolar protein sorting-associated protein 9A-like. NCBI's taxonomy places the organism in Eukaryota, Viridiplantae, Streptophyta, Magnoliopsida, Myrtales, Myrtaceae. The record is from RefSeq and is a predicted model, not a curated record. Bases 221 to 1483 code for a protein of 420 amino acids. The transcript has 7 exons. Gene Ontology annotation, cellular component: cytosol; endocytic vesicle. Gene Ontology annotation, biological process: vesicle-mediated transport. Gene Ontology annotation, molecular function: small GTPase binding; guanyl-nucleotide exchange factor activity.
UUUCUUCUUCGCAAAGUCUGAUCUCCUCAGCAUCCGAUCAAAAAACCAGAAUCGCGAGUGCGGCCCGACUUCGACGGCGGCGGAGGAGAGGAAGAGCGAUCGGAGCUCGUUGCUUCCCGCGCCAUUCUCGCCUUCUCCGAACCGGUGAAUUUCGGAAGCCUCCGGCGUUGUUUCUCCUCUUUUUCCUGUCUCGGCCUUCGAAGCUGCGAAGCUUGAAAGCAUGGAGCCGACCCCCCCGCCGCCGCCGCCGCCCCCGCCGCCGCCGCCGUCGCUGGCGUCUCCGUCCUCGAUGGAGUUCUAUGAUUUCCUCGACAGGAUGCGCAACCCUUCUUCUCUCGAUCUCGUUCGAUCCAUCAAGAGCUUCAUUGUAUCCUUCUCGUUUUAUCCUCCAAAUCCUGAAAAUGAUGGCAAAAAAGUGCAAGACUUCUUUAUGACGAUGGAAGGUGCAUUAAGGGAUCAUCCUCUCUGGGCAGGUGCUUCUGACAAUGAAAUCGACUGUGCAAUGGAGGGAUUGGAAAAAUAUGUCAUGACAAAGCUGUUCUCUCGGACAUUUGCUUCUUCUCCUGAGGAUUCAAAAGUUGACUGGGAGAUUGCUGAGAAAAUUUCGCUAUUGCAGACCUUCUUGAGGCCUGAGCAUUUAGAUAUACCGGCUAUUCUCAGAAAUGAAGCGUCAUGGUUGAGAGGAAAAUCCUGGAAUCAGAUCAUUAGCAACUAUUUUGAGUAUGGGUUAAAUUCAAACUUAUAUCAGCUUGCAGAGAAGGAGCUGCAAAAAAUGAACAGGUUCCAUGCUCCCCGGGAGAAGCUUCUGUGCAUAAUGAAUUGCUGUAGGGUCAUCAACAAUUUGCUGCUCAAUGCAUCAAUAUCAGAAAAUCAUGUACUAGCUGGGGCCGAUGACUUUCUUCCAGUUCUUAUAUACGUUACGCUCAAGGCUAAUCCUCCACAGCUGCAUUCCAACCUCAAAUUUAUUCAGCUAUAUCGAAGACAGGCGAAACUUGUCUCUGAGGCAGCUUACUAUCUCACAAAUCUCAUCUCAGCAAAGUCAUUUAUUGCUGACUUAAAUGCCAGAUCUCUAUCUAUCAAUGAAAUUGAAUUUGAGGAAAACAUGCAAGCAGCUAGAGGAGCCACUAAACUUGCACAUGACGAGCCUGACACUGCAGUUGAGGAGAUGGCUGCCAGGAGAAGACAGGGCAACCCCGGUCCUUCGUUCACAAUGAGUGAUAAAGAAAGAAUUAUGAAGGGACGUUCAACUUAUCCAUUCAUGGAAGCAAAAGCUGGUGAACUUACAGUUGGAGAUGUCGAAAGACUGCUAGGCAUAUACAAGGAUGUAGUCAACAAGUACACACAUCUAAGCGAGGCAUUUAGGCAGCUUUCUUUGUCAAAACCGGAAUUUCAUCAUUUGGAGGGAACUGGUGGCUUGUUUGCCCAGCCACCUCAGACAAGCAUUCGCAAAGGCAAAGAAAGCAUCGAAGGAAGAGGCGAAUAAUGUAUCAAACAUUUUAGCGGUUUAACAGGUAGGUAUUAUACCCUUCCUGGCCAUUGUACUAUACAAUUUUGUUGACAAGCAUAAUCUGUCCGCAACUCACAGGAUAAAACAUUGCUUGCUAA